Arvicanthis niloticus (Nile rat) is the source of this 1054-nucleotide messenger RNA. It is a transcript of the gene Asb17, whose product is annotated as ankyrin repeat and SOCS box containing 17. NCBI's taxonomy places the organism in Eukaryota, Metazoa, Chordata, Mammalia, Rodentia, Muridae. Gene Ontology annotation, biological process: intracellular signal transduction. The record is from RefSeq and is a predicted model, not a curated record.
GUCGGGAGUAGAGCCUACCACAUUAUCAAAGCAUGUAACUGAAGAAUGGCAGCACGACUGCCCGCCGUGUUCUUUCUACCCUUAAGAAGCAAUGAAUAACUCUUCUAAAUUAUGCCGGAAGACUUCUUUUCCAAGAGGCAAUAUAUUCUGCAACCUCAUUGACAAGAUAGUUAAGAGGCCCUCUCUGCAGUUUCUGGGGCAGUGGGGAUACCACUGUUAUGAACCCAGGAUUUACAGAACACUGGCAAAAAUUCUGAGGUAUGUUGACUUGGAUGGCUUUGACAUACUCCUCACUGACUAUAUUGCCUUUGUGGAAAAGUCAGGCCACCGUUUUGAACUCAAUUUUAACCUCGAGUUUACUGAAAUAUGCGUGAACACCAUUCUGUACUGGGUUUUCGCCAGAAAAGGUAAUCCUGACUUUGUGGAACUGCUUCUCAAGAAGACGAAGGACUAUGUCCAAGACAGAAGCUGCAGCCUGGCGCUGAUAUGGAGAACCUUCACACCUGUGUACUGCCCCAGCCCCCUGAGUGGGAUCACACCUCUACUCUAUGUGGCUCAGACACGACAGUCAAAUAUCCUAAAAAUUCUCCUGCAGUAUGGAAUCCUAGAAAGAGAAAAAAACCCUAUCAACAUCGUUCUGACAAUACUGCUGUACCCCUCGAGAGUAAGAAUAAUGGUUGAUCACGAGCUGAUUGACAUUCAAGAAGAUGCCAAGACAUGCUUGACGCUAUGUUCCAGAGUGCUUUCUGCAAUCUCAGUCAGGGAGAUAGAGACACAGCUGAGUUUAGGAAGACGCCCAAUUAUUCAAAAUUGGUUGGACUACAUCCCUCCAACAAGAUAUAAAGAUCCAUGUGAACUUGUCCACCUUUGCAGAAUAACCAUCAGGACCCAACUGCUGGCCAACAAUAUGCUCCCAAAUGGAAUAUUUUCGCUUCUAAUUCCUACUCGUCUACAAAACUUCCUGAAUUUAGAAAGCUAACAUGCAUCUUUUAUGCUGUUCCUUAGGAUAGUAGCACUAUACAAAUUAGAAGUUAAUAAACUGUUAACUUCACAC